Molecule: messenger RNA, 1804 nt
Organism: Chroicocephalus ridibundus (black-headed gull)
Lineage: Eukaryota; Metazoa; Chordata; Aves; Charadriiformes; Laridae
Gene: MBD4
Product: methyl-CpG binding domain 4, DNA glycosylase
Exons: 7
Coding region: 245-1618 (457 amino acids)
Biological process (GO): DNA repair
Cellular component (GO): nucleus
Molecular function (GO): pyrimidine-specific mismatch base pair DNA N-glycosylase activity; DNA binding
Source: RefSeq, a predicted model, not a curated record
UCCGAGCCGCCGCCCGCCGAUGGCGAGGCGCGCUGCCGUGCCCUGCCGGUAGCACCGGCGCCUACACGGGGCUCACGGGAGGGGCAGCACCGCGGCGGGUAUCUCUGAGCUCUGUGUGUGACCCUGCGCUGGGCCGGUCACAGAAGCUGGGCUAGACAUCGCUUGGCGGCUGGCUCUGACUCCUGAAGGAAGUAAGAGAAGAUCGAAAAGUGCAUGUGUGGAGUAUUUUCGGAAAACUGGGGAGAUGAUGCUAAAAGCAGAUUUUGAUGUCCCAGCUCGUUGCCAGAGGAGUACCCGUUCGAGGGUGAAAAGAUGCAGUACAAAAGCGAGAACUGUUUCAGAGAACGAGGAUUGUCACAGUCAGGUGCAAGGCCUCGGUAUGCAAAAUGGUGAAGAGGACAGAAUUCAAAACAUUCAGACUGGAAAUGAACACCUGGAAGACGUUACACCCACUCCGGAAAGCAAAGAUUUGAUCAUGAAAGGCAUAAACCCGAAGGACUGUUUGAAAACCAGGAAAAAGGGGGCAGGUGGGAAGGGUGCUCAGAAUAAGAAAACUGGAAAGAGCUCAGAAAAGAGGAAUCGAGACAGUACCCAAAACAAAAGACAGAGAAGAGCGUGUAACAAACAGGAAACUGAGGGCGUUCAAAACAAGAAAUUCUGUGGACAGAGAGACGUGUGUGUCGCUGAUAGUCGGGGUGUAGCUGAUCAGAAUGCAGACCCUGCGGGCCUGGGAAGAACUCUGUUAAGGGUUUCCAGGUUGCGGUCAGGCACAGAGCUGAGGUCAGCGGCAGCUCGCUCGCAAAGGCAGCUGGAGAGCAGAGCAGGGGGGAAGUGUGUGGAGACAAGUUCUGAUGAUGCGUCUUCUGCAAAAUCUGAGGAGAAAACCAAUGGAUUGAAAGUAGGGAAAGAGGUGGAUCAAGGGAAUUCAGGUAACCGUGAUUUUAAAUCUGACACUGAAAUGGAUGCUAACGUCCUGCAGCCGUGUGACAAGAAAAGCUUCACAGCAGUUAAAAUGCCACCAGAAGAGUCUAUCCCACAAACACAAGUGGAUAGGAGGAAAACGAGUCCAUAUUUUUCAAGUAAAUACAGUAAAGAAGGUAAAUCCAUCCUUUACUGCCCAGUAAAUUUUCCUGUGUUGCCUCUGUGUCCAGCUCCCAGCCCACCCAGAAGGAAGGCCUUCAGAAAAUGGACUCCACCGCGUUCUCCUUUUAAUCUGGUCCAAGAAACACUUUUCCAUGAUCCGUGGAAACUUCUUAUUGCAACCAUAUUUCUCAAUAAAACUUCAGGUAAAAUGGCAAUUCCUGUGCUCUGGGAGUUCCUUAAGAAGUAUCCUUCUCCUGAAAUAACCAGGACUGCAGACUGGAAAGAAAUGUCAGAGCUGCUCAGACCUCUUGGCCUCUACGAACUCAGAGCAAAAACGAUCAUCAGGUUCUCAGAUGAGUACCUGAGCAAGCGGUGGAAGUACCCCAUCGAGCUGCACGGCAUCGGCAAGUACGGGAACGACUCCUACAGGAUCUUCUGCGUCAACGAAUGGAAGGAGGUGCAGCCGCAGGACCACAAGUUAAACGUGUACCACGCGUGGCUCUGGGAGAACCGGGAGAGGCUGAGCAUCGACUGAGAGAAGCCAUGAGCGCCGCUUCUCCCCGGACGGCUGUGUGCAGUGGGUGUCCCUGCUGCGUGGCUCUGAUUGUCAGGUUCUUAAUUUAAAUAUCCGUGCCAUGGACUUGGCGUGGCUCAUUGUAAAUAAAUGUUUAAAAUAUCUGUAUUUUUUUUAAUAAACGUAUGCCCACUUUUGUAGCCCGGA